AUGGAGUGGAAUUCACUGUACGAAUCGCUUGGUUUUGGUAAUCUACCGGUUUGUGUGGCCAAAACACACCUGUCCUUCAGCCACGACCCAAAUCUAAAAGGAGUUCCAAAGGAUUUCACGUUUCCUAUCACUGAUAUCAGAGCGUCAAUCGGCGCCGGAUUUCUCUACCCAUUAGCCGCUGAGAUCACAACAAUGCCGGGACUUCCGACUAGACCUGCAUUUUAUGACAUCGAUAUCGAUCCCGAAACAGAGGUUAUCGACGGACUCUUCUAAUUGUUCACUCAAUUCAAUUGAUCUUAACGUUGCAAUCAAUUCCCU
Medioppia subpectinata is the source of this 318-nucleotide messenger RNA. NCBI's taxonomy places the organism in Eukaryota, Metazoa, Arthropoda, Arachnida, Sarcoptiformes, Oppiidae. The record is from the annotation of a GenBank genome assembly.